Messenger RNA from Protomyces lactucae-debilis, 897 nucleotides. RefSeq lists its product as uncharacterized. Gene Ontology annotation, biological process: protein farnesylation; protein geranylgeranylation. The record is from RefSeq and is a predicted model, not a curated record. Gene Ontology annotation, cellular component: CAAX-protein geranylgeranyltransferase complex; protein farnesyltransferase complex; cytoplasm. The transcript has a single exon. Gene Ontology annotation, molecular function: protein farnesyltransferase activity; CAAX-protein geranylgeranyltransferase activity. Lineage: Eukaryota; Fungi; Ascomycota; Taphrinomycetes; Taphrinales; Protomycetaceae. The coding region runs from base 1 to 897 and encodes 298 amino acids.
AUGACCGACCCGGAGCUCAACGAGAUUCUGGCGCUAGGUCCAGCUGUCGAGCCCAUCGAAGCACCGCAUAUCAAUCCAGAAGAUGCCAUCAGUCCCAUCAUGUAUCCAGAAGCAUACAAGGAGGCGAUGGCCUACCUGCGCGCCUUGAUGAGUGCAAAGGAGUACUCUGAACGUGCGCUCGCCAUGACACAGUACAUCAUUUCCAUGAACCCUGCACACUAUACCGUCUGGACAUAUCGUGCUGAUACGCUGCGUGAGCUUGGAAGCGAUUUGAAGGCAGAACUACAAUUCAUUAGCGAUAUGGCAGAGGUGUCCUCCAAGAACUAUCAACUAUGGCAUCAUCGCGAAGUGGUUGUUGGGAUGCUUGGUCAAUUGCCAGAGAAUGAGAAGGACUUUCUAGCGCGCAUUCUACAAGAUGAUGCCAAGAACUAUCAUGUUUGGACGUACCGACAAUGGCUCGUCAAGCAGUUUGGUACAGAGGGUGAAUUGGACUUCACCAAGACACUCAUCACUCGAGACAUUUACAAUAAUUCCGCUUGGAAUCACCGAUACUUUAUCCAUGAGCGUAACGGCCUCACUGGCGACGCAGUGGACACAGAACUCGCAUACGUGCAAUCAGUCAUUGACCAGGAACCUGAAAACAAGAGUCCAUGGGCGUACAUGCGCGGCAUACUCAAAAUGACAGCACGCAGCGAGAGCAGCAUCAAGGAUUUUGUCGCUUACCACGACUCCCUGCCUGCACUUGAAUUCAUGGCUAGCAUUCAUGGAUCAUCACCUGAAGCGACAGCACUCUUGGCAAAAUUGGAGCAACGCGAUCCCAUUAGAAGACAUUACUGGCGCUAUAGGCAAUCUCAGCUUCAAGCAACUACGCAAACUCCUGUUCCGUAUCCAACAUGA